AUGGUAGCUAAGAAACUUCACUCAGAUCAGGGACGGAACUAUAAAUCAGUAUUUUUAGUGGAAACGUGUCAACUCCUUGGAAUAGAAAAGACUAGGAUGACAGCUCUUGAUCCAUUUUCUGAUGGCAAGGUGGAGAGAUACAAUCAUACUUUUUUACACCAAUUAGCCAUUUAUGUGGAAGAACAUAAGAAAACAUGGAACCAAGAUCUUAGACUGCUACUUAUGAGUUAUGAAACGGCAUUAUUACUUAAAGUGCCAUUGGACCUUUUGUACUCACAUCUGGAGGAUAAUCAUCCAGCAGCGUCGUACACAGGGUAUGCAGAAGGACUAAAGCACCCAAUUAAUGCCAUACAUUACUUUAUGCAAGAAAGACUUAAAUUAGCUAGUGAUAGAAUGAAAAGACACCAUGAGAUUAAUGCUGAUAAAAUUGGAUUUCGUCAAAGUAUGGUAUGGCUGUACAAACUGCUACACGAGAGAACAGUGAGAGAACAAACUCUAAAGUUAAGCAGGUGUUUGGAAGGACCGUACCUUGUGCGGAAAAGAAUCAAUGAUGUGGUUUACAGAAUUCACAAAGACAGAUGA
Molecule: messenger RNA, 582 nt
Organism: Limulus polyphemus (Atlantic horseshoe crab)
Lineage: Eukaryota; Metazoa; Arthropoda; Merostomata; Xiphosura; Limulidae
Exons: 1
Coding region: 1-582 (193 amino acids)
Biological process (GO): DNA integration
Molecular function (GO): nucleic acid binding
Source: RefSeq, a predicted model, not a curated record